Molecule: messenger RNA, 3246 nt
Organism: Manis pentadactyla (Chinese pangolin)
Lineage: Eukaryota; Metazoa; Chordata; Mammalia; Pholidota; Manidae
Gene: CPEB1
Product: cytoplasmic polyadenylation element binding protein 1
Exons: 13
Coding region: 135-1904 (589 amino acids)
Biological process (GO): negative regulation of cytoplasmic translation
Cellular component (GO): synapse; nucleus; neuron projection
Molecular function (GO): mRNA regulatory element binding translation repressor activity; mRNA 3'-UTR binding; ribosome binding
Source: RefSeq, a predicted model, not a curated record
CCCUGCCCCGAAGGGGUCCUCGGGGAAGAGCAGCGCGGACGCCGGGCUUUCCUGACAAAGCGCUUUGUCGCCGCGUCGCCUCACGCGGGGAAAGCCGAGGCCCGGGGGAGGUGUGAAUAAUUAUCCAUCUGCAGAUGUUGAGAUGCGAACAGUUUAAUCAUGCCUCUGCUUGUGGGUGUGCAGAAAAAGAGUUAACAACAGGCCUGCCUACCAUCCUUUGGCUGAUGUCUGAGAACUUGGAUUUUGAGUUUACACCAUUCCCAGAACUGGAAGAAGAAGCAGGACGGGUAAAAGGUUGCUGGGACAACCAGGAAGCACCUGCGCUCUCCACGUGCAGCAACGCCAGCAUCUUUCGAAGGAUAAAUGCCAUAUUGGACAAUUCUCUGGAUUUCAGCAGAGUCUGCACUACACCCAUAAACCGAGGAAUUCAUGAUCAUUUGCCAGACUUCCAGGACUCUGAAGAAGCAGUUACAAGAAGGAUGCUUUUCCCCACCUCUGCGCAAGAUUCUUCCCGUGGCCUCCCAGAUGCAAAUGACCUGUGCCUUGGCCUGCAGUCCCUCAGUCUCACGGGCUGGGACCGGCCCUGGAGCACCCAGGACUCGGAUUCCUCAGCCCAGAGCAGCACACACUCGGUACUGAACAUGCUCCACAACCCACUGGGCAGUGUCCUGGGGAAGCCCCCCUUGAGCUUCCUGCCUCUGGACCCCCUUGGAUCUGACCUGGUGGACAAGUUUCCAGCACCAUCGGCCAGAGGAUCCCGCCUGGACACCCGGCCCAUCCUGGACUCCCGUUCCAGCAGCCCCUCUGACUCAGACACCAGUGGCUUCAGCUCUGGAUCAGAUCAUCUCUCAGAUCUGAUUUCUAGCCUUCGAAUUUCCCCUCCUCUGCCCUUCCUGUCUCUGACAGGGGGUGGUCCCAGAGACCAUUUAAAGGUGGGGGUCGGGUCCCGGAUGGACCAAGAGCAGGCUGCUCUGGCGGCAGUGACUCCCUCGCCAACCAGUGCAUCAAAGAGAUGGCCAGGAGCUUCUGUGUGGCCAUCCUGGGACCUCCUCGAAGCUCCCAAAGACCCCUUCAGCAUAGAGAGGGAGGCUAGGCUACACCGACAGGCUGCAGCUGUGAACGAAGCGACCUGUACCUGGAGCGGCCAGCUUCCUCCCCGGAACUACAAGAGCCCCAUCUACUCCUGCAAGGUGUUCCUAGGAGGGGUUCCUUGGGAUAUUACGGAAGCUGGAUUGGUUAACACCUUCCGUGUUUUUGGCUCUUUGAGUGUGGAGUGGCCUGGGUAUGUGUACCUGGUCUUUGAAAUGGAGAAGUCUGUGCGGGCCCUGCUGCAGGCUUGUUCUCGUGACCCACUGAGCCCAGAUGGCCUGAGCGAAUACUACUUCAAGAUGUCCAGCCGCAGGAUGCGCUGUAAGGAGGUGCAAGUAAUCCCCUGGGUCUUAGCUGACAGCAACUUUGUCCGGACCCCGUCUCAGAGACUCGACCCCAGCAGGACUGUGUUUGUGGGUGCCUUGCACGGGAUGCUCAAUGCUGAGGCCCUCGCUGCCAUCUUGAACGACCUGUUUGGUGGAGUGGUGUAUGCUGGGAUUGACACGGAUAAGCACAAGUAUCCCAUUGGGUCUGGUCGCGUGACUUUUAAUAACCAGCGUAGUUACCUGAAAGCGGUCACUGCUGCUUUUGUGGAGAUCAAAACCACCAAGUUCACCAAGAAGGUUCAGAUUGACCCUUACCUAGAAGAUUCUCUGUGUCAUAUCUGCAGUUCUCAGCCUGGUCCUUUCUUCUGUCGAGAUCAGGUGUGCUUCAGAUACUUCUGCCGGAGCUGCUGGCACUGGAGACACAGCAUGGAGGGUCUGCGUCACCACAGCCCCCUGAUGCGGAACCAGAAGACCCGGGAUGCCAACUAGAGGAGCUGGCCUUGCCCGCCGGCCUGUUUCGCCCAAGACAGGGAGGUCAGGCGGUAGCCUGCACCCCCUGCCACUGGCGACUAGGAAGCUGGCUUCCCGAGGACAAGGGAAAAAUUGUAGUCACCUUUGCACUUGCUGAAUCUGUCUUUGUUUCUGCACUAAUUAAUGCACAAUGAGUUUUGUCGGGUUUUGUUUUCAGGGGCUGUGCCAAGGCAAGGACCUUCUGGCCCAGCUCCAAGUGACUCUGUAGUUUUCCCAGAUUUUAGUUCCUCAUUUUGCCAAUGAAAAGCAAAAAAGAACUACGUGUCCAGAAGGUAUUGACACGACGCCUACAACUAGGUUUAUUUAUUAAAGCGCUUUUCUACAUUCCUCGCAAUACUGGUGGUGAUGAUGCGCAGGCCCGGUUGGUCUCACCCUUGCAGUUGCCAUACAGUGCCUUUCCAUUUAUUUACCCCCACCUGAACGGCAUAAACUGAGUGUUCAGCUGGUGUUUUUUACUGUACACAACAAGGAGACUUUGCUCUUCAUUUAAACCAAAAUCAUAUUUCAUAUUUUACGCUCGAGGGUUUUUACCGGUUCCUUUUUACACUCCUUAAAACAGUUUUUAAGUCGUUUGAAACAAGAGAUUUUUUUUUUUUUUCUUUCCUGGCAGCUUUUAACAUUAUAGCAAAUUUGUGUCUGGGGGACUGCUGGUCACUGUUUCUUACAGUUGCAAAUCAAAAGUAUUUGCAACCAAGAAAAAAAUUUUUUUGGAUUUGAAACUGGACCGGAUAAACGUGUUUGAGCGGCUGCUCUAUAUAGUUUUAAUGGUUUAUUGCACCUUCUUAAGUUGCACUUAUGUGGGGGGGAGGGUUGAUAGAAGUUUUUAAUCACAAAGUCAAAGGACUUUUUCUUUUUGUAACUGAGCUACAAAGGGCUGCUUUUUGGUGGGGCAGGUGAAGGCUCACAGGAGCCCUUUCUCUUAGAGGGACAAGUACCCUUCCCUUACUUCUCUCAUUUCAGAAAUGUAUGAAGCAACAGUUGCAGUUACUGAAAUGCUACUGGAAUUUGAAAACUUGACUUUUUUUUUCUUUUUUUAAAAAACAAAACUACUUGCCCCUCUUUGGGAAGCUGUGUGCCAAAGAACCAGUGUCAUGACCCUCCCCCCACCCCCGCUGAGCUGACGUGGCAUUGUUGCAUAUCCCAGCUACUCUGUGGGUUUGUGAAGCUGUGUGAAGUCUCUACCUCAUUGUAGUAUAUGCAGGCAAGACUGCGCUCUCCUACAGGUGUGUGGGGUAAGCUGUGGUGUAGUUUUUUUGGCACAUAAUAAACACGUUGCAGCAGAGUUCUGGUUUUGUUUCUG